Tripterygium wilfordii is the source of this 898-nucleotide messenger RNA. RefSeq names its product zinc finger protein 2-like. The record is from RefSeq and is a predicted model, not a curated record. Gene Ontology annotation, biological process: negative regulation of abscisic acid-activated signaling pathway. Bases 67 to 519 code for a protein of 150 amino acids. The transcript has a single exon. Lineage: Eukaryota; Viridiplantae; Streptophyta; Magnoliopsida; Celastrales; Celastraceae.
UUCAAGUACUUGACUUUUUAAUACCCAAAAUUAACUCCUCACUACUAGUCUAUCUUUUGUGUGGUCAUGGAUUUCCAACCAAACACUUCUCUAAAUCUAAGCUUGGGAGGGAAUAUUCAGCCAAACCUAGAACUUGUCCCCGAUCAAUCUUCUUUUUCUUCUUCGCCAUCAAUUACUCAUACUCCCACAUCGGGGCCUCGAGUUUUCUCUUGCAAUUAUUGUCAAAGAAAGUUUUAUAGUUCACAAGCACUUGGUGGGCACCAAAAUGCACACAAGCUUGAGCGAACCUUGGCCAAGAAAAGUAGAGAAGUUAGGGCACAUGAAAGAAGAGGUUCGAACUCUCCGUCCGGAUCCACCACCACCGGCAAUCUGAGCCAUGUUAGACGCCCGGUUCAACCUGGAUUCGAGCACCACCAUGUACCUCCUUCUAAAGAUGGAGUUGGUUCUUGGACCUAUGGUUUUAGGCCUGAAAAUGUCCAGGAUGAGCUGAACCAACUUGACUUGUCAUUGAGGCUUUGAAUUGGGCAUUUUCUCAUCAUGGGUACUUGUUCUUUCGUAUCGAUGGAUCUCUCUCUCUCUCUCUCUCUCUCUUAGUUCUAAGUUUGAUUAGUCAAUAAUGAAGAUGCACCAUAUUCAACUACUUGAGGAGUAAGAAUGAAGAGCUAGCUAGCCAAAGAAAGGCAUUCUAUUAUUAGGUACUAAUUAUUUGGUGUGGUAUGGCAAAAGUAUAGCAAAUUAAAGGUCUCAACAUUUUCCUUUUUCUCCUUUGUAUGAUGUUAUGCCAUCUAUGGAUGCUUAUGCUUCUACUUAUGUAGAUCUUGAAUCAUAACAUAUCCUUGUAAUAUUGGAACCACCAUUAAUUCUGAAUUGUUUUAUUAAGUCAACAUUGUCUAAUAAC